This is a messenger RNA of Cercopithifilaria johnstoni, 1107 nucleotides long. NCBI's taxonomy places the organism in Eukaryota, Metazoa, Nematoda, Chromadorea, Rhabditida, Onchocercidae. The record is from the annotation of a GenBank genome assembly.
AUGUUGCGAACAUUAUGGGGAAGAACAAAUAAUAAUAUUUCCAAUGACAACGAUGACCGAAAUGCAUUUUAUCAUGAUCAGGAUAGUUAUGAAGACGAACAUGAAUCAAUUGAUCAUUCUUAUCUACAAGAACAUUGUCAUUUUUUAUUGCUAUCGCAAAAAGAGGAUCGGAAAGCUGAACGAUCAUUAAUGGUGGUAGCAAUUUUAAGUGCUGUUUUUAUUAUUGCUGAAUUCAGUGGUGGCGUUUUGGCCCGUAGUUUAGCAAUAAUGACCGAUGCUGGACAUAUGCUUAGUGAUUUACUCUCCUUUAUUAUAUCUAUCAUAGCAAUUCGACUUGCACGCUCUCCUGCAAAUCACCGAUUAUCGUUUGGUUUUCUUCGUGCAGAAAUUUUGGGUGCUACGAUAUCGAUUAUAAUUAUAUGGAUUCUUACGACGAUGCUUGUAAUGCUUGCUUUACAGCGAAUUAUAAAUAAUAAUUUCGAUGUUGAUGCAAAUACAAUGAUUGUAACGGCAAGUGCAGGUGUAUUCUUUAAUAUUAUCAUGGGAUUCGUUUUGCGAUAUUUUGGUUGUGCUCAUUCACAAGAUAUGGGUCAUAGUCACAGUAGUGCUAAUGUGAAUGUACGGGCAGCUUUUAUCCACGUACUUGGCGAUUUUAUACAGAGUAUCGGCGUCCUAACUGCUGCUAUUGUGAUUAAGGUAACAGAUUGGAAAUUAGCUGAUCCAUUAUGUACUUUCCUCUUUUCCAUUGUCGUAUUUAUCACUAGUGUUACUGUAAUUCGGGAUAUUUUCUUCAUAUUAAUGGAAGGAACACCCGCACAUAUCAAUUACGGUAACUUACAAAAUGAUUUGAUGGGCAUAAAUGGUGUACGAACGUUGCAUAGCUUACAUGUGUGGUCAUUGAAUAUGGACAAAACAGCUUUAGCAGUUCAUUUGGCCAUUGAUGAACCAGAGAAAGCAACAGAAACAAUGCAAAUAGCUAGUAGAAUUAUACGCUUCAAACAUGGUAUACAUCUUGCUACAAUACAAAUCGAACGAUAUGAAAAUUUCAUGUUAUCAUGCAAGUUCUGUAAACCAUUAUUUGAACCAAACACAAGGGUUGAUAUUUGA